GCUGUAUAAAAGCAUGACUGCGCCUCGUGUUCCAACCUCAGCUCCCGAUCUGCCUCCAUAACGAAUAACGAGUCACGAACACGAACCGCAAUCUCCGCUCUCCUCCACCAUGUCGCGCUCCUCCCACACCCUCCACGUCGCCGCCCUGAUCCCCGCCAACAUCUCGCCCUCCGACAUCAUCGCGACCCUCCACAACCACACAAACUGCCUAACGGUGCAGUCGCUGACGUGCGGCCACCAAGAAGUCCCCGCGCACGACGACGUGCAGAGCGACCCCUACUUCGCGCCGACGUCGUCCGCGCCGCCCGCGCCGCUCAAGAGCUACGAGGUCACCGAGGUCGUUACCAUCGUGCCGGGCAUCGGCGACUGGGGCAAGAAGACGAUCAAGUUCUUCUCGCACUUCCAGGACACGGCGACGGGGCUGCGCACGCGGGCCGAUGCCAGCAUGGGCGUCGUGCUGCACGCCGAGUACCGCGUGCAGCCGGGCGGCGCGGACGGCGAGGUCGACGGGGAGGGCGAGGGGAUUGGAUACGCCGAGUGGGUGCUUGCGGAGGAGGUGACGGUGGAGUGCUCGUGGUGGCUGAUGCCGCUCGUCAAGGGGAAUGUGUACAAGGCGCAUCGGGAUAUGGUGAGGAAGCUGGUGGAGCAGGUGAUUGCGGAGAAGAAUGCGCAGAGGAUUGCGAUGGGGACGGGGGCAUAUUAGAGGUGGGGAUAUGGAUGUGUGGGUUGGAGUUUGGAGUUUUGGGGAAGAGCGCGAUUUUAAGUGGGAUAUCCAUUAUACGUGGAGGGAGCGAGGUAAUUCAUAAUAUCAACACCGCCUAGGAAUCAGUUUGGAGCGUGUAGAUGCGGCUUCACGUAUUGGGAAGAUCGAAGAAGACAUCUUCGUGGGUUACCCGUUUUAUGCGUGGACAAGGCGUAUCCAGCCCCAAAUCACAUGCCAAACUAAGAUUUGAGGAUGAUUAUGCCCAAGAAAGGAUCCCUAUGCAUAAAAGGCAUGCGACUUGCUAGUGUGCAUGAUUCAAUGUUACCUAGUUUCAUAGUAAUCGUAUUGUUGCGCUAAGCCUCGGCCAGGUAAUGCUGCAACGCAAGGAGCUCGGAAC
This is a messenger RNA of Mytilinidion resinicola, 1100 nucleotides long. RefSeq lists its product as uncharacterized. Bases 110 to 703 code for a protein of 197 amino acids. NCBI's taxonomy places the organism in Eukaryota, Fungi, Ascomycota, Dothideomycetes, Mytilinidiales, Mytilinidiaceae. The record is from RefSeq and is a predicted model, not a curated record. The transcript has a single exon.